GCAUUAAAAAAACUUACACAUUUAAAAAGGAAGUAAAUAUGAUGAGUGUUACUGUAAAGGAGGUUCAUGUAGUGAGAUGUACUAAUAAACGGAGGUUUAUAUUUAUUUUGAAAGUGCUGAAGCACUGUAUAGCUCAGAUAUAAAAUUUGACCUGUGUGCUAGACUGAGUGCCUAGAACUGUCACCUGUGUCAUUUAGUGCUCUAGGAGGUCGUUAUUGUCUCCCAUUGUGCAUAUGCUGAUGAUCCAUCUCAGAGAACAUAAGUGAUUUGGCUACCAUGAAGAAUGAAUAAGUGGUUGAGUCCCCCGGGAAACCAGAGUGUUCAGACCUGCUGGUUUUCUACUGUACUCUGCUGCUUCCUGUCUCAGUUUAAGACUAGAAUAUGCUUUAUUUCUAGCCCGUGCCUGCAGCACUGGGGAUCUAAUAAUCCAGGGCUUUGUGUGUGCUAGGCAAGCAGUGUAUCAGUGAAGUAUAUAUCUUGUCCUUGAAAUAGAGUUUAGAAACCAUUUUAUACACUCCUUUUUUUUUUAAGAUCCUGGUGACCAGAUGCUGUAAGGGGACUUGUUUUGUCAGUAAUGGAGUCAUACUUAGAAUUCAGUUUUCCCAAACAAUUUGGCAUGCUGCAGACAGACCCUUCUGUCCUUCAUGCACACGCGUGUGCUGGACAGAUGACUGUCCCCUGCCCUGUGCUGCUGUAGGUGGCCUGGAUGUGGAGCUGUCCAGCAGGAAAAGAUGGAUUCCAAAGAUGAAAGCUCACACGUGUGGCCGCCAUCUGCAGAGCAUGAGCAAAACACCACACAGGUACACUUUGUUCCGGAUGCUGGAACUGUGGCUCAGAUUGUCUACACUGAUGACCAGGGCCGCCCCCCCCAGCAGGUGGUGUAUACAGCAGAUGGUGCCUCCUACACUUCUGUGGAUGGUCCAGAGCACACACUGGUGUACAUCCAUCCUGUGGAAGCUGCACAGACUCUGUUUACAGACCCAGGCCAGGUAGCUUAUGUCCAACAGGAUACCACAGCUCAACAGGUGCUGCCUUCCAUCGAGAGCAUGGAUGGUUCCGACCCUAUGGCAACUCUGCAGAACCCUAUAGCCAGACUGGAGGCAAAAGAGGAAGAGGAAGAGGAAGAGGAAGAGGAGGAGGAGGAGGAUACUGAAGAAGAAGAGGAAGAAGAUGGUGAAGACACAGACCUGGAUGAUUGGGAGCCAGACCCACCCCGGCCCUUUGACCCCCAUGACUUGUGGUGUGAGGAGUGUAAUAAUGCGCAUUCUUCAGUGUGCCCAAAGCACGGGCCCUUGCAUCCAAUCCCCAAUCGGCCUGUGCUCACUCGGGCCCGUGCCAGUCUGCCCCUGGUCCUCUACAUAGACAGAUUCCUUGGCGGGGUGUUCUCCAAGAGGCGCAUUCCCAAGCGCACCCAGUUUGGCCCUGUGGAGGGACCACUCGUCAGGGGGUCUGAGCUGAAAGACUGUUAUAUUCAUCUGAAGGUGUCUCUUGAUAAAGGGGACAGAAAAGACAGGGAUUUGCACGAGGACCUGUGGUUUGAGUUGUCUGACGAGAGCCUCUGUAACUGGAUGAUGUUCGUGCGUCCAGCCCAGAACCACCUGGAGCAGAACCUGGUGGCUUAUCAGUACGGCCACCAUGUGUAUUACACAACCAUAAAGAACGUGGAACCCAAGCAGGAGCUGAAGGUGUGGUAUGCGGCAUCCUAUGCUGAGUUCGUGAACCAGAAAAUUCAUGACAUUUCUGAGGAAGAAAGGAAAGUUCUUCGUGAGCAAGAGAAGAAUUGGCCCUGCUAUGAAUGUAACCGCCGGUUUAUAAGCUCAGAACAGUUGCAACAGCAUCUCAAUUCUCAUGACGAGAAACUGGAUGUGUUUAGCAGAACUAGAGGCAGAGGAAGGGGCCGAGGCAAGAGGCGAUUUGGCCCAGGUCGACGGCCAGGGCGCCCUCCAAAGUUUAUCCGCUUGGAAAUAACCAGUGAAAAUGGGGAAAAGAGUGAUGACGGGACACAGGACUUGCUGCAUUUUCCAACGAAGGAGCAGUUUGAUGAGGCUGAGCCGGCUCCUCUGAAUGGGCUGGACCAACCAGAGCAGACCACCAUCCCAAUCCCUCCACUCCCACAGGAGACCCAGGCUUCCCUGGAGCAUGAAGCAGAAACUCACACCCUGCAUCUGCAGCCACAGCAUGAAGAAAGCGUGGUGCCCACCCAGAGCACCUUGACCGCUGACGACAUGCGCAGGGCCAAACGCAUCCGAUUGGAGCUGCAGAAUGCAGCUCUUCAGCAUCUGUUUAUUCGGAAGUCCUUCCGGCCUUUUAAAUGUUUGCAGUGUGGGAAGGCCUUCCGGGAAAAGGACAAACUGGACCAACACUUGCGCUUCCAUGGGCGGGAGGGGAACUGCCCGUUGACCUGUGAUCUCUGUAACAAGGGCUUCAUCAGCAGCGCCUCCUUGGAGAGCCACAUGAAGCUCCAUUCGGACCAGAAGACUUACUCUUGCAUUUUUUGCCCAGAAUCCUUUGACCGCCUUGAUUUGUUGAAAGAUCAUGUGGCCAUUCAUAUCAAUGAUGGCUAUUUCACCUGCCCAACUUGUAAGAAACGAUUCCCAGAUUUUAUUCAGGUAAAAAAGCACGUGCGCAGCUUCCACUCAGAGAAGAUCUACCAGUGCACAGAGUGUGACAAGGCCUUCUGUCGCCCUGACAAACUGCGGCUCCACAUGCUCCGGCAUUCUGAUAGAAAAGAUUUCCUGUGUUCUACCUGCGGGAAGCAGUUUAAGCGGAAAGACAAAUUACGAGAACACAUGCAAAGGAUGCAUAACCCUGAGAGAGAGGCCAAGAAAGCCGACCGCAUCAGCCGCUCCAAGACCUUCAAACCUCGAAUCACGUCCACAGACUAUGACAGCUUUACGUUCAAGUGCCGCCUGUGUAUGAUGGGCUUCCGGCGACGGGGCAUGCUGGUAAAUCACUUGUCAAAGAGGCAUCCAGACAUGAAGAUAGAAGAGGUGCCAGAGUUAACUCUCCCCAUCAUAAAGCCCAACCGAGAUUACUUUUGCCAGUAUUGCGAUAAGGUUUAUAAAAGUGCCAGCAAGCGUAAAGCCCAUAUUUUGAAGAACCAUCCAGGAGCUGAACUCCCACCAAGCAUUCGGAAACUCCGUCCUGCAGGCCCUGGGGAGCCAGACCCCAUGCUCAGCACCCAUACCCAGCUGACAGGCACCAUUGCCACCCCACCUGUCUGCUGCCCACACUGCUCCAAGCAGUACAGCAGCAAGACCAAGAUGGUCCAACACAUUCGAAAGAAGCAUCCAGAGUACGCCCAGCUUCCUAACACCAUCCACACACCCUUGACCACCGCUGUGAUCAGCGCCACCCCAGCUGUGUUAACCACAGACAGUGCCACUGGAGAGACUGUGGUGACAACAGACCUGCUAACCCAAGCAAUGACAGAGCUCUCCCAGACCCUAACAACAGAUUACCGAACACCUCAAGGGGACUACCAGAGGAUUCAGUACAUCCCUGUGUCUCAGUCCGCAUCUGGUCUCCAGCAGCCUCAGCAUAUACAGCUUCAAGUGGUGCAGGUGGCUCCGGCCACUUCCCCUCACCAGUCUCAGCAAUCCACUGUAGAUGUGGGCCAGCUCCACGACCCUCAGACCUACACACAGCAUGCCAUCCAAGUGCAGCACAUCCAGGUUACGGAGUCUACCGCCUCUGCCCCAGCGUCAUCCCAGAUAGCUGGGCAGCCCUUGAGUCCCUCUGCCCAGCAGGUGCAGCAGGGGCUCAGCCCCUCCCAUAUUCAAGGCAGUUCUUCGUCACAAGGGCAGGCCUUGCAGCAACAGCAACAGCAGCAGCAGCAACAGCAACAACAACAGCAGCAGCAGCAACAGCAGCAGCAGCAGCAACAGCAGCAGCAGCAACAGAGCUCCUCAGUACAACACACAUACCUACCCAAUGCUUGGAACUCCUUCCGUGCCUACUCUUCUGAGAUUCAAAUGAUGACUCUUCCCUCUGGUCAGUUUGUGAUUACAGACAGUGGCGUGGCAGCUCCUGUCACAUCGGGCCAGGUGAAGACGGUCGCUCCGGGUCAUUAUGUGUUGUCAGAAAGUCAACCAGAAUUGGAAGAAAAGCAAACUUCUACUCUCCCCAGUGGAGUCCAGGUUCAGCCAUCUGCACACAGUGACUCCCUAGACCCCCAAACCAACAGCCAACAGCAGACCACACAGUACAUCAUCACGACCACCACUAAUGGGAACGGGAGCAGCGAAGUCCACAUCACCAAACCAUAGCUUCCGUCCUGGAGCUAGCAUCUGCACUCAUGUCAUGUCUAUUUUCAUUUGUCAGUCUGAAGCUUCUAACACUUAGACCUCUUUUUAAAAAUUUGUUAUGUACUCAAGAGCCUGGAAACUACAGUCAGCACCCUUACAUAUAGCAGAGUUGGCUUUGUCAAGGUCAUCUGUACCAAACUGACUCUUCAAACCCCGGAGUUUCUGCCACAGAAGGGAAAUCUUUCAGGGGAAGGUAGAUUUCAAGAUGAAGAAACUUUGCUUUGCUCUUGAGUUGGUUUUUUUUAACUCACUAAUAAGCCUUACUUUCCCUUUGUGGAAAUACUAAGUGGUAUAUUGUGUUCAUACCAAAGGUGGAGAUGAGAUGUGCCAUGUCCAUGGUCAUUGGACUUCAGAAUUCUAGCCCUGGCACCAAAGCACAAGGGGCAUUUCAUGGGCAUGAAUUAGGUCUGCACUGCUUUUUAUCUUGUGAGCUUGAGGAGUUUACUGGAUAAGGAAAUAAAAAUGAAGCAAAAGUUUGAUAGAGGUGUUCUGAAGGAAAAACUCAUUUUAAAAUUUCAGAUUGUUGAUUUUUUUUUUUUUU
Messenger RNA from Fukomys damarensis (Damara mole-rat), 4848 nucleotides. RefSeq names its product PR/SET domain 10 (gene Prdm10). Gene Ontology annotation, molecular function: RNA polymerase II cis-regulatory region sequence-specific DNA binding; DNA-binding transcription factor activity; histone deacetylase binding. Bases 732 to 4268 code for a protein of 1178 amino acids. NCBI's taxonomy places the organism in Eukaryota, Metazoa, Chordata, Mammalia, Rodentia, Bathyergidae. Gene Ontology annotation, biological process: cell fate commitment; regulation of transcription by RNA polymerase II. The transcript is spliced from 23 exons. Gene Ontology annotation, cellular component: nucleus; cytoplasm. The record is from RefSeq and is a predicted model, not a curated record.